AAGUAAUCUCUAUGUGGCAGUUGAAAUCCCUGAGUGCAGGAGCAGAGCAGUGGAAGGCAGGAAGAGAAGGGGAGUCGACAGCAUGAGGAGCUGCAGAGGAACUUUAUGAAACUUCUUCUCCGUGGAAGCUCUGGUCUCUUCUCUCCAUGAGUGCUGCGAGUGUGCUCACGUCUUUCAGUCCGUCGGCCAUGCCCGGCCCAGUCAUGGAUGUGGCCAUGAGAUUCUACAUCAGCCACUCUCCGCCGCCGCUCCGGGGUUUCCUCAGCUCCUAUGAGGAUCUGCAGCGAGCCAACAACCGGGUCAACCAGUCCACCGGCCACUACCACCAGCAGCGGCUCUACAAACCCCUGCGGCCCUGCCUCAGCAGCCAGCACAAAGACGGCGGUGGCUGUGUGGCCUGGAACAACCGGGCCGGCAAGAAGAGGGUGGUGUUCGCCGACUCCAAGGGGAUGUCCCUCACAGCCAUCCACGUCUUCUCCAAGUUCGACGAUGAGCCGUAUAAAAUGAAGCGUUGUGGAGGCAUCAUGGAGGACCUGCAGUUUGACAUGACAGACCUGGAAUCAGCCGCCAAGGAACUGAAGAUCAGCUCGGCGGGCAGCCUGGUGCUGGACUUCAGUCAGCCCUCUGCCGACUACCUGGAUUUCCGGAACCGCCUGAUUCAGAAUUCGGUCUGCUUGGAGAACUGCUCCCUGCAGAAGCGCUCCCUGACCGGCACCAUCAAGGUCCGGAACAUCGGCUUCGAGAAGUCGGUGCAGGUGCGCACCACCUUCGACUCGUGGACCAGCUUCACAGACGUGGAGUGCACCUUCAUGAACAACGUGUACGGCUGCCAGGACACUGACACCUAUGCCUUCGUCCUGGAGCUGCCGUCCCACGUCCCACCACAGAACCAUGUCGAGUUCUGCAUCUGCUUCAAGGUCCAGAGUCAGACCUUCUGGGACAAUAACGACGGCAAGAACUACGUUCUCAAACACGUGGGCUUGAACGGCGAGGACCUGAACAAUCGCACGUCCCAGACUGUUGAGCACAAGAAGAGUCCGGAGCAGACCAACGGGGGCCUGAAGCUUCUGGAGCUGGACUUCGAUCAGUUCGGAAGCCCACGCAUGUCCAGCGGCCUGUUCCCCGGCUGGCAGAGCUGGGGUCAGAUCGAUAACAAAGUGCCUUACUGGUGAGAGCGGGGGGGAGGUGAGCUGAGACGCAGCUGAACUUAGUGAAGCCCCGACAGGACUCAGUGUGACUGGACUGGCUCUCGGCCACAAACGACACUGAAGCAAACAAACUUUGCUUUUCAGCAGAGGAAGAACCCGGAACGUUCCGUGCUCAGCUGACCUGAGAACUGUGACGAGGGAAUCUGUCCACACGUUCCUCUGCUGUAAAGUACCCAUGUGCCUUCAAAGUAAAACACACAGUAUCUGUACAAUCCACAGCAUAUGUGUGAUGUGUUCAAUCUGCACUGAUUGAUUGAGACGUCCCUCUCAAUGUGAGUUCUGUCCCCUGCAGGAGCAGAAGUGGAGGACGUCCUUCAUAUUGAAGGGAGUGCAUGGGGGGUGCACGGGGACGAGCUGCGACUCUGCUAAAGCAAACACAGCUGAUUCAUUUCUAAUGAAUCAUGCACACUAAACCUUCGCACCUUCAGAAAAGUAAUUAAACACGAUUGAAAGUUGAGGUCACGCUGCCCCCUGUGUCCCGCGCUGUGAAUUGCACAUGUUUGUCUGACGCUAAAUGUUUGGAUGAUGUAAUUUUGGGGAAAGUUUGUAAAGGAACUGAGCUGCUAUCAAAGGACGAGUCUCUGCAUGUGAUUGGUCGCCUCGAAUGAGGAAGAAGUUUGGAAAUGUGUGUGUGGUUAUCGAAUGUCGGGCGAGAGAUUGUGUAAAUACCGAAUGUUUGUGUUUGCCUGUUUUCACAAGUGCAAUUCUGUGAUGAGUGUAAAGUACGUGAGGCAGGGAUCUAUGAAAUGAUCUAUAUAUUUCUUCGGGGUCUGCCCCCUCACGAGUUGUGUUUCACCUGAAGGUGUGUGUAGCUGACAAGCACUGCGUCAGGCAUGUAUUUCCCUUUUCUCAAAUAAAUGUCUAUAUUUGUGCUGAAA
This is a messenger RNA of Platichthys flesus (European flounder), 2086 nucleotides long. RefSeq names its product protein phosphatase 1, regulatory subunit 3Cb (gene ppp1r3cb). Gene Ontology annotation, molecular function: protein phosphatase 1 binding; glycogen binding. Lineage: Eukaryota; Metazoa; Chordata; Actinopteri; Pleuronectiformes; Pleuronectidae. Bases 147 to 1172 code for a protein of 341 amino acids. The transcript is spliced from 2 exons. Gene Ontology annotation, cellular component: protein phosphatase type 1 complex. Gene Ontology annotation, biological process: regulation of glycogen biosynthetic process. The record is from RefSeq and is a predicted model, not a curated record.